UCUCGGCCGCUCUGUGACGCGCUGUCGACGUCAGUUCGUGACGCCGCGUCCCUUUGUUGGCUCAGCAGUGGCGGCGCUUGUGUUGUUAUUUUCUCUGCGGCUGAAAUUUUUUAAGUCUGUAUGAAUUUUUUCCUGGUGCCGUUGUGUCUCACGUUGUAAAUAAUAUCUCUGUCGAGCCCCCUUUGGACCUUUCGCUUGUCUCAACCCGGCGUGAACAUAGUAAUGGACUCGGACGAGGGUUACAAUUAUGAGUACGACGACGAGGAGGAGGAAUGCAGCGAAGACAGCGCCGAAGAGGAGCCCGAAGACGACACCCUGGAGCUCGGGGAGGUGGAGCUGGUCGAUCCCGCGGAGGCCGGCGGCGAGCGGGACGUGUGCGGGGAGACCGGGGGCAGCGGCCUGGGGCCGGGCCAAGACGAGGAGGACUACCGCUUCGAGGUGCUGACCGCCGAGCAGAUCCUCCAGCACAUGGUGGAGUGCAUUAGGGAGGUCAACGAGGUCAUCCAGAAUCCUGCAACUAUAACAAGAAUACUUCUUAGCCACUUCAACUGGGACAAAGAGAAGCUGAUGGAAAGGUACUUUGACGGGAACCUUGAGAAACUAUUUUCAGAAUGUCAUGUUAUAAACCCCAGUAAGAAGUCUCGAACCCGUCAGAUGAACACAAGGUCUUCAGCCCAGGACAUGCCUUGUCAGAUCUGCUACCUGAACUAUCCUAAUUCGUACUUCACUGGCCUGGAAUGUGGACACAAGUUCUGCAUGCAGUGUUGGAGUGAAUAUUUAACAACCAAAAUCAUUGAGGAGGGAAUGGGACAGACCAUUUCCUGUCCUGCUCACAGCUGUGAUAUCUUAGUGGACGACAAUACAGUCAUGCGACUGAUAACAGAUUCAAAAGUCAAGUUGAAGUACCAACAUUUAAUCACUAAUAGUUUUGUAGAGUGUAAUCGACUGUUAAAAUGGUGUCCAGCUCCAGACUGCCAUCAUGUUGUUAAAGUCCAGUAUCCUGAUGCCAAGCCUGUACGGUGCAAAUGUGGACGUCAAUUCUGCUUCAACUGUGGAGAAAAUUGGCACGAUCCUGUCAAGUGUAAGUGGUUGAGAAAAUGGAUCAAAAAAUGUGAUGAUGACAGUGAAACAUCAAAUUGGAUCGCAGCAAACACUAAGGAAUGUCCCAAAUGUCAUGUGACCAUUGAGAAAGAUGGAGGCUGCAAUCACAUGGUGUGUCGGAACCAGAAUUGUAAAGCAGAGUUCUGCUGGGUUUGCCUAGGUCCCUGGGAGCCCCAUGGGUCUGCCUGGUACAAUUGCAAUCGCUACAAUGAAGAUGAUGCUAAGGCAGCAAGAGAUGCUCAAGAGCGAUCCAGAGCUGCCUUGCAAAGGUACCUGUUCUACUGCAACCGCUACAUGAACCACAUGCAGAGCCUGCGCUUCGAGCACAAGCUGUACGCCCAGGUCAAGCAGAAAAUGGAGGAGAUGCAGCAGCACAACAUGUCCUGGAUUGAAGUGCAGUUCCUGAAGAAGGCCGUCGAUGUGCUGUGCCAGUGCCGUGCCACGCUUAUGUACACUUACGUUUUUGCUUUCUACCUCAAGAAGAAUAAUCAGUCCAUUAUCUUUGAGAACAAUCAGGCAGACCUGGAAAAUGCCACAGAGGUUUUGUCUGGAUAUCUGGAACGAGAUAUUUCCCAGGACUCACUUCAGGACAUCAAACAGAAAGUACAGGAUAAAUACAGAUACUGUGAGAGCCGGCGAAGAGUGUUGCUACAGCAUGUGCACGAAGGUUACGAGAAAGACCUUUGGGAGUACAUUGAGGAUUGAGGAUAAAUCCUACAUACCAUGAACUUUUUAAGAAUAACUCUACCAACUAGAGUGCUGAUGCAAUUAAACUGGGCAGCACAGGCCUCUGCUGUCACCGCUGGUCUACUACCCAAUCUUGCAUCACUUUUUUUUGUUUCAUUCUUCUUGUUUUGUUUAAUGGAAACUUUAAAUUAUAUUGUAAUAAAAAGGUAGAAUAUUAAAAAAAAAAAUACAAAUUGUACAACAGUAUUGUAAGCGGCAGAGUGGAGCGCAAAAAGACACUGAAAAAAAAAGACCCUACCCUCCAGGCUUGUACCGUAGCUUCCUCCUUCAAACCUGACUUUUUUGUUUCCAUUUUGACUUCAUUUUCCGUUUCCUUGUGUAUAGGGAAUGGAUUUAUAUGUUUUCAACACAGCUUUAAACGUCCUUAUAGCCAUGUAUGUUGUACGUGGUGAGACCCCCCCUUUGGGUAGCUGAAUGUGGAUUGGCUGAUUGUAAGGUGGUUAAAAAAGCAGAACUUUUGUUUAAAAAGGAAAUCAGUAUUUUUCAAAUUGUAAAUAAUGCAUAUGCAUGGUAAAGUUAAAGAGCAAGAGUGGCACGUGUUUGCAUAAUUUUUAAAAAAAUAUUUAUUCUUUACAGAUCUUGGAGAUGAUGUAUAUUUGCUGUGUAGUUUAAAUAUUCAUCCCUGCUUUGUUUUAUAUUUGAAGCUAUUUUAUGUGGAGGGUGGGAGGCUGGAUAAUUAACACAUUGGGCAAUGGAACAGUCCAUCCCUCUUUCUCUAUUGUUAUCAAUUACAGUUCUCCAGGACAGUCGCAGUGCUUUAUGAACUUUUGGGCCUCUGCUUUCCUCCGACAAAAGGAAGUAACUGACCUAGGGGUAGCAUUUCUUGAGUUAAUUAUUUAUAACAAAUGUUUGGUCCUCCAGAUCCAGUUGGUUUUGGCAUAAUGCUUAGGAAGACCUCUAAACCUUAGGGGAUGAAGGGGAGUUAGGUGUGUUUACAAGGAUGCUCUUCACAGAUGACUGAAGCUUUUCUCAUUGUUUUUAUUAUGAAGUGUAUGAUUUUAAUAUCUGCAGAAAAAAAAACUAUUCUCCUGACCCAACACAAUCCACCCCCAACCCCUCUGUAAUGAACUUCCUGAUAAUUUCUCAGGUCAAAAAAAGGGAAAAACCAUUUAGGAAUAAAACAACCUCUAUUCUUUGAGAAGGAAAUGCUGGGUGUACCUGAAGUCUUUCUCAAAAGAAUUUGUGCGCUCUCGGCAAAAUGUCACUCGGCUUCAGAAGAGAGUGAGAAAUGCAGUUUUUAAGUGUGUAGAACUGAGGAAGAGUUCAGUCUGAGCAAGCACAGGUAAGGUUAUAUUUAAACAGCAAGUCUGUGGAGCUGGUUGGAGCAGGGCUUUCUUUUGUACUUGGGUUUCUUUUGGCUUUAGUUUGACGCUGCUUUACGCAAGUCUCUGAUUUUGGGUUAACUCAUGCUUCAGGGGCUGGGAAGGAAGGGGGCCUCUGGGGUGGCACAGAUGGUAAAAAUAUUUGUAUAAAACCAGAUUUGUUGUAGAUGCUGUAAAGCUUUUGCAUUCAACUUUGUGAGCUGUAUCUGGAAAGGAAUGUACAAAAAAAUGCCAAUUAACUUCUGAAUGCUUCCCACCAAAUUUUCUUUUAGAUUAAGUUACAAGUCAGAAAGUGUGUUUUCUAGUUCUUGGCAUUGUGCCCCCAUGUAAGGCACCCCCUGUAUCUGAGCAGUCGCAGUGGGUUUUCCUUGUUGUUAGAGGUUAACAUUCUUUUUUGUACAGUGCAGCAGUCUGAAAAUUGUCCUGCAUAUGAUGCAGGGAAUGUUGCCCAUAAACUAAAAAGAUGUCUCCUUACACUGAAGUGUGAGCCACUUCUAUACAUAUAUAAAUAUAGAUCUAUAUUUUUGCUCUCAGUUUCUGAACCAUUUUUGGAAAUGGGAGUUGUAGAUCCAAUUGGUUUAAUCUGUUAUAAGACUUCUUUAAAAACUGACUGUACUAUUGAAAUAAAUGUCAUAAAAAACACUUGGAACUGGGAGUGUUGUGUGAGUCUUCACAAUAGAAAAGGUAUAAAGUUGAAACUUGUGACUUGGAUGUCUUGAGUGUGUGCAUGCUUGGAUUAAUAACAGUGAUGCACAUUUAAAUAACAGGUUAUCUAUUAUUGAUGAUAAUUCAGUGACUAAGGCUAAACAUCCCACAAAAUCUAAAGUGGUGAGGACAUCAACAGAAGAUAUAAUUAAAUCUUAAAUAUUCUGAGAUUUUUUUAUCUUUGACUUACAAAAUGCUAGCAAGGCAAUUAUGCUGUAGGUGUUCAAAAAGAAAAUGAUCAUCCUGCUAAUUCUAAUAAAACUGCUUGAUAGUAUAUUGGUGUUAUCAAACUAAUUUUUGAAAUACUAUCCAUGGGUACUUCUGUGUGUGCUUCAGAUGAAAAUGUAGGAUGGGAAAAAUUAUGCAGAACUUGAGAAGGCACACGUGAAAUAUGUGCAUACCAUUUACUGAUUUGUAUAAACCAUCCUGGCCAUUUGUAAAUGACAUCUGUGAAGGAAUGGAGUUUGUUUCCCUACAGAUUAUCCUUCAGUUCCAGAAGCUGACUUGCAACCUUUUUUUUUUUUUUACCAGUUACUGUGCAGUUUUCUUUGCUUGUGCCUUAAUGAUGCAGAAACCUCACUAUGGGGUUUGUGCAAGCAGCACCAGCGUUUGGAUCAAGUCUCCUUUGGCAGUCAACAAGAAAGGCUGUGAUGUCUUUCAUGUGAUUUGUUUUCUGAUUAAAUUGUUCCAAAGAUUUUUGAUAAACCCUAGGGAUUGGGCUUUCACCAUACUUUCUACCCAGCAUUGUACAGUCUUCUCUUUUUCGUUUCAUAGUCUUAACUUUCAAGGAAAAAAUAGAAAUUCGAAUUCUUCCAUAGUGUAGGUCAUGACAAACUUUGGGUUAAGGUUGAUAUUUUCUACAUUAGCCAUGCGGAUAAGGCACCAUAUAUCACGUGAAGUAUAUGUGUCAUUAAGUAUGUUAAAGGAUCUAUGCUGCUAUUGCUUGCAAAACUAUUGUACACUAGAUCAAAGUGGGUUUACCAAAUGCGAAUUGCACCAUAUUUGACGUUGUUGGUUUUUAUGUUUUGGUGGUAUUAAAAGGUCUGUGACCUGCUUUUUUUUUUUGCAAAUGCCACAGAAACGGUGGAAAGUGCAGAGGCCUGGUGAACUGUCCGCUUCCUGUUAAGACAGAUAUUUGAGUUUUGAAUAAAACACUGUAGGGUUCUACCGUGAAUGUGUUACAGUAGCGACCCAUAAUUUCAUUUUUAGAGAGAGCUUGGAAGGAAUUGGGGAAUCAUCAUUUUGAUUUUACUACCGUAAUCGUUAGGGUGUAAUUUGCUGAUAUGAUUAAUGUCAAGAGGCUGGAGUACAAGCCCACGUACUGGUAUUAAACUGAGCUCUGAAGUAGUUCAGGUGGGUAGCUGCGUCAGCAGGCGUGUAAGUGUUCACCCGUAGUCUAAUGUCGUUACCAGUUGAGAAAAUUAGGUGUAAUGUUUCUGAAGGAAUCUGGUGUGAAUUCCCCUACGUAUAUUUGUAAUGACAGGAAAACAAUACAGGGAAAAGGGCUAACUGGCUUAAAAAGGGUCUCAGUUUGGGGUUUUUGUGUUGCAAACGGGCUCCUUCCUGUAAUUUAAUUUAAUCUUUGCUGUUGAGCAGUUCGUGAAGUCCAGGUUACUCUUUUACAGGGUUUCUCAGAUUGGGAGGACACCGUAGCCUAUGAGAGUGCAAAUGUAUGUGUAGGUAAAUAAAAUGCGGAGUAUUUUCUCUUCAGCGUCAUAGUUUCAGCUUAGCAAGCGGUACCUGGAAAGUAACGCUGGGAUACUGGCGACGCCUAUUGUAAAAUGGUUGUCCACAUUACUAGUGCAAAUUAGCGUGCAAUGUUUUAAAAGAUGGGAUUUGUUCUUGUCCUACGAAAUAAAAUUUCUUUUGGCACUA
Messenger RNA from Lepisosteus oculatus (spotted gar), 5750 nucleotides. It is a transcript of the gene arih1, whose product is annotated as ariadne ubiquitin-conjugating enzyme E2 binding protein homolog 1 (Drosophila). Gene Ontology annotation, cellular component: cytoplasm; ubiquitin ligase complex; nucleus. The record is from RefSeq and is a predicted model, not a curated record. Gene Ontology annotation, molecular function: zinc ion binding; ubiquitin protein ligase activity; ubiquitin conjugating enzyme binding. Lineage: Eukaryota; Metazoa; Chordata; Actinopteri; Semionotiformes; Lepisosteidae. Gene Ontology annotation, biological process: ubiquitin-dependent protein catabolic process; protein polyubiquitination; positive regulation of proteasomal ubiquitin-dependent protein catabolic process.